Molecule: messenger RNA, 400 nt
Organism: Lepus europaeus (European hare)
Lineage: Eukaryota; Metazoa; Chordata; Mammalia; Lagomorpha; Leporidae
Product: cytochrome c oxidase subunit 6A2, mitochondrial-like
Exons: 3
Coding region: 67-360 (97 amino acids)
Biological process (GO): mitochondrial electron transport, cytochrome c to oxygen
Cellular component (GO): mitochondrial inner membrane
Molecular function (GO): enzyme regulator activity
Source: RefSeq, a predicted model, not a curated record
GGGAGGAGAGCGCGGCCUCAGGGAAGGAGCCUGGAGCACAGAGCCCUGCCCAGCGUCCUCGCCGCCAUGGCCCUGCCGCUGAGGUCCUUGAGCCGGGGCUUGGCCACCGCAGCCAAGGGCGACCACGGAGGCGCCGGAGCCAACACCUGGCGCCUCCUGACCUUCGUGCUGGCGCUGCCCAGCGUGGCCCUGUGCACCCUCAACUGCUGGCUCCACGCGGGUCACCGCGAGCGCCCCGAGUUCAUCCCCUACCACCACCUGCGCAUCCGCACCAAGCCCUACUCCUGGGGGGACGGCAACCACACGCUUUUCCACAACCCGCGCUUCAACGCCCUGCCCACGGGCUACGAGAACCCCUGAGCCUGGGCGGCCCAGGCCAAUAAAGGUGUAGAAGCCCCGA